Molecule: messenger RNA, 910 nt
Organism: Centropristis striata (black sea bass)
Lineage: Eukaryota; Metazoa; Chordata; Actinopteri; Perciformes; Serranidae
Gene: gpx7
Product: glutathione peroxidase 7
Exons: 3
Coding region: 22-600 (192 amino acids)
Biological process (GO): response to oxidative stress
Molecular function (GO): glutathione peroxidase activity
Source: RefSeq, a predicted model, not a curated record
UCCGUCAUUGUGUGUCUGUGGAUGAAGAUGCGUCCCGUCCUCCUCCUCCUCCACCACCUCCUCCUCCUCCUCCUGCUGACGGAGUUCUCUGAGAGUAAAAACAAAGACUUCUACACCUUUAAGGUGGUGAACAGCAGAGGGAAGCUGGUGUCUCUGGAGAAGUACCGGGGCUCGGUGUCCCUGGUGGUGAACGUGGCCAGUGAAUGUGGUUUCACCGAGGACCACUACCGAGACCUGCAGCAGCUGCAGAGAGACCUGGGCCCGUACCACUUCAACGUCCUGGCCUUCCCCUGCAACCAGUUCGGCCAGCAGGAGCCCGGCAGCGACAGGGACAUCGACAGCUUCGUACGGAGAGUCUACGGCGUCUCCUUCCCCCUGUUCAGUAAGAUCGCCGUGGUCGGAACCGGCGCCAACAACGCCUACAAGUACCUGGUCGAGUCUUCUGGAAAAGAGCCGGACUGGAACUUCUGGAAAUAUCUGAUUGACGUAAACGGCGGUGUGGUGGACGCGUGGGGACCGAAGGUUCCCGUCACAGAGAUCAGAGGACGGAUCUCUGAAAUGGUUCGUCAGAUCAUCCUGAAGAAGAAAGAGGAGCUUUAACAGGGAAACUGUGCUGGUCCAGUGGGACUCUGUUAGAAUAAAGCUUGAGAUGAAACAGAGUGAAAGCACUGAAGAGACACCACUACGUUUAUCAGGUGAUGGCGUUCAAGACAAAGAGCUCCUGCUUCCUGUUUCCUGUCUGUUGGUCAUGUUUGGUUUUUUAUUCAUUCUGAUUUGUGGAAUAAACUUUUUACUGUGAUGAGAGAAACUUCCUGCUGUGUUUAUGUCUUUAAACAACUUUUACUGAGGAAACAUUUCCAACCAGCUGUAGUUCUGUUGAUUCUUGUAUCUCUGCUGUUAUUAAAAGGUU